GAAGAGAGUAGUCGACCGUGUGCAAACAGAGACAGCAAUACCACUGCAGGACACGGCGCUGAGAAUUCCGUUAACGGAAACGUGGUUAUGGAGCCCGGCUUAUACGGUAUGGGAGUGUGCUCAUCAUCUUGUUAUACGACCCUCGUGUGGUUACGGAUGUCAGCCGAGGCGCCAACACCCCGAGCCCCAACCCAACGCCCCAAAGUGACAUCGACACCGACCUAG
Messenger RNA from Sphaeroforma arctica JP610, 225 nucleotides. RefSeq lists its product as hypothetical. Lineage: Eukaryota; Ichthyosporea; Ichthyophonida. The transcript is spliced from 2 exons. The annotation marks the transcript as partial. The record is from RefSeq and is a predicted model, not a curated record.